Molecule: messenger RNA, 3840 nt
Organism: Giardia duodenalis
Lineage: Eukaryota; Fornicata; Diplomonadida; Hexamitidae
Exons: 1
Coding region: 1-3840 (1279 amino acids)
Source: RefSeq, a predicted model, not a curated record
AUGUUAACGAUAACGCGUGAACGCCUCUUCCCUCGUUCUUCAGGGACCACAGAGGGUCCUGCAAAUCUCCGGGUGAUUGGAGUUCACUCUGGACCAUGUGUUCUUGAUGUCGGCACCGAGACUUCACCCAGAUUUCUUUUGGUUCGAGAAAUUAUUUGCCGUCUGCAAAAUCAGCGCUGUAUUUUCUCAGAGAUCUUAUUACACGAUCACCAGCAUAAUAAGAGCGCUACCCUUUUAUCCUCUCUUCCUUCCACGAGCCGCAUACUUUCAGCAGCUAUUUCUCCCAAUGGGCAUCUUCUUGCCAUUUCAACUGUUACUCGUGAUUGGGGUGCACGAUAUCAGUAUACCAUAACGGUCACUAACCUUAAACAGCAAGGACUCACCGCCUCCAUUCGCCUUCGGAGUCCUGCUGACGUAUGCUUUCCGGGAGACUCUUCAUAUCUUUUGCUAUUGACGUAUAUUCCUGUCCUUACCAAGCUGUUCAUUAAGCGCACCCGCUUGCAAACUCAGCAACUUAUCAUUCGGCCGGUGGCUGAUUCACUCCACAUCUUUGGGGAGGCUCUGCAUGUUCAAGGUUCUCCACCCUAUGUGCUUAUUAUUGAACUACCUACUGCUGCAAAUAAGUACAUAGACGUAAACGGCAUGAGACACAUGUACGCUCGGUUGCUGGGACAACUCGAUGCCCGAGGGUCUACCCAACUGCUGGUCCUUCGGCUCUAUCGCUGGUACAAUAAUCAAUUGAACGAGAUCAGGCGCCUUCCCGUCACCAUUCCAGCACGCUACAAGGUGCACCCGUUCCCUAGCAGAGGGUCCAUACAGUGCAAGAGUGUCUUGAUAGAUCUGGUGACUACCCCACAGCCUAUAGCGAUCUUUUCGUGCCACUCUCUAGGCUGUACCAUGAUUAAGAUAUGCGCGUGCCUCACUGCAUCUAUAUUCACAUUUUCUCUUGCUACUCCGUUACAAAAGGUGACGGAAGAUGCACCUAGGACAGCGUUUCAAGCUAAUGCUCCACAUGAAAAGACUUUACCAGCAGAACGCGACUCUACUUAUCUCUUUAACUACGAGUAUGUCACUGCUACCUUACAUAAGUUUAUCCUUCUAGUGCACGCCAACUAUCUACUCUUCAUCCAGCCCUUCUCUCUAAGCACAGCACAACUUGUUAUUGUCGCAUUACCAUCUUAUGGAUCCAUGUACAUUGCCUACUCUGCACUGUUACCAUUUCAGGUCUGUAAUUUUCAAGCCUACUAUGCACUAAAGCAGUUUUCGAAGCUCCCUCCGGUAUCCAGCUACAUUUCUAAAUACCAGUCGCAGGCACAGUAUCUUCUUCACUACAUGGCCUUGUCAUUAGUUGACCUAAGCAAGGAGCAAAUACUAACAGAUAUGCAUGCGGCUCGAACGACGAUAGAUCGUAUGUUGGAAUAUGUUAUAUCUCCUAUGAGUGGGUCUGGAGGCUACGCAGAUACUCCCUUUGGCUUUAUUUCAUAUGCUGAAUUGGCUAGCGUAUAUAUGCAUACACGUGUUAGACAAAUAGCAGGCCUACCUGAAGCCCCAAAGUUAGAUGUUGAGGCCCUUUGCGGGUGGACCGGUCUUAAUAAGGAAAACUACCCGGACGUGGGUAUGGAUUCAUUGCACCCUACUUCACUUCUUUCGUCACUUAUAACGCUAGCUUUGAACGACCCGAAAUCUGGGGCAAGCACACUUGCAAGAACUACUUCAAAGGCCACAGAUAGCACCCCGUCUCCCCAUACUCACCAGGAUGUAUCCGCUACCAACCUUAGCACCUCUCGGCGUCUUGCCAAUCCUGCACGCAUUCCCAGUGCUAUGCACACUUGCCAGACUGACUACACAGACGAACCCCGUAGUCCUGGUGAGCCGAGCAUUCCUCCUAUUGUCGUUGCGCCGCCAACACUUACCGAUCUCAAUGCACUGCACUCGGAAGUGCACAGUGUCAAUGAUUCUCCUGAUAAUUUCCUAACAAGUACCGUUACCACCAGCGUGGCAGAUACAACAGCCUUUGAUGAACUAGACGAGCAGCCACCUCAGAAACGCUCAGGACCUAGGCACAAAGAAUUAUCUAUCGACACCCUCGUCUCACAGCGGAAGGUCUUGCUUUCACAAUUCCAGAGAAAAAGGAAGAAACAGAAGCAAGCAGCGGAUCUUGAUAGUAGUGUGACUUCUGUGGUAAGCAAAAAGUCAAUGUCUUCUAAACUCACAUCUCAGUUUACUCCCAUGAUUGAAGCAAAGGACCUGGAGCAAAAGUCUUUAGAAAGUGACUGUGCUAGUCUCUCUCUUGAGCUAACUUAUUUGAGCCGCCCGAUAAGUGGAUCUAUUAACUUUCCAAUGCAGUCCACUAUAGAUCUUACCGGUCUUCUUAAGUGCAUCCCACAGCCGAGCUAUACGUUUUACCUUAAAGACAUCGACGAAAUUUGCCACCUGUCCAGAUCUUGGCGAUACUCCGUCAUUCCUUCAUAUUGUUCCAGUGCUGAGGGAUGGUCUACUAAGGUAACGUUUGCGGCUUUUGACAUGCUACUUCAACGACAACUUGACUUAACGGUUGAUUUAUCUCAGCUGGCCAUCAAUCUGUGCCACCCUCGCCCUAAAGACAUGUGUGCAUGUCUAUAUGAGGCCAGACUCCUGCGCCUCAACCACAAGCUUGUACUUCUGUACCAUCGGUAUACACGUCUACUACACAUCAAUCUACUUACAAUCGCGUCAGAUAUCAACACACCUUCGUUCUCCGACUCUUCACAACUCCACAGCAUACAUGUGGAGUGGUGGAAGCGAUUGCUGAGCAAGCUAAGGACACACUGCAUGCUCGAAUACUCUACUCUUGUUGGUUGUUUAUUAGAAAAGGUUUCCAUUUCUUUGAAAACAAGCAAUCCUAGUGAUUCAAAUGCAAUUCAAUUCUCCCUUUUGGCCCUCAAAGGAAUCCUAUUAAACACUCAGAAAGCAAACACUAGCUAUCCAUGUUCUUUAGCAAUCAAUCUCUACUCUAAUCCACUUCAUGUUUUUCUUCACUCUGUCACUCAGGACAAAAUACUGACUAGCUCCCCCUGGUCUAAGUGUACAACUAUGUAUGCAGCACACUCCUAUCUUCACAUAAGCAAUACGCUAGAGCAUCCUUCAUCUGCUACUCAAUUAUGCACAAGUAAAACAGACGCCACGAACUCGUUGGAACAAUUUGGGAUACCUCAGCAGAACAUUCCCAUCUAUGAUCAGUCGGUAGAGAAGAAUAUCAAAUUCGGGGCUGGAAGAGCCAUAGAACUUUACAAAUAUAUGAGCACGGACUCCAUUUGUCCAACAUAUACUAACAACUAUGCCCAAGAGUGCCUUGUGGAGCUAAAUACAUAUGUCUCCGACAUCACUGCGCUUACCACAGUAGCUCCAUGCCUAUCUGCUUUCUCUGGACUUAUCACGCAGCGUUUAGACGGCCAGCCAUCUGUUGAAGAUGAGAUAGAGGCGUCCAUAGACACCCCCAUUCUUCAUGCAUCAGCUGACUUGAUUACAAACUAUAGCUGUAAUGACUGUAGGCACGUCUGGCGUGAUUCAGCCAUUUACAAGGCGUUUGUGGCAAUUGUAGAACGUUUCUACCCUAACAUUGCCGACCCCUUCUUUAUCCAAGUAUACGCAGAUGUCAUCUCCAUGUGCGAAGCAUGCCUUGGGAUUGAUACUAAUUUUUCAAUAGAAGAGCUUAAUGUAAUUAUAUCUAUCUGUGAGUCCUUAAACCUAAACCUCAUGGGUCACAGAUCAACAAGCCGUGUGCUCAACCGAGCGCUUUCACUGCUCUAUGGCAAAUUUUCAGACCCUAUGUUGCAGGAGAUGAUGGGGAAAUAUUUAUGA